UCCAACUCAAUUAGUUUGUUUUUCAAAUUCCGUUCAGAAGCACGCGUCUCUCGACAUCCUCUUCUUCUACCAUUCCAGUGGCAGCAUCAGCAUCCGAUAGACGUUAACAUCGACCCGCAGAACGGCGUUCAACGUGAUUGGAGUGUGCUGUUGUGUAUCCUGGCCAUCACCUCGCUGUCGAUUGUGUACCCUUAGAGAGCAAUUCGCUGCAAGUGUAACCGAUCGAAGAGCUACAGUGUAAUAGUAUUGAAAGAAUAUAUCCAAGAAAAGACGCGUUUUUUGUGAAUAGAGUGGAAAAGCAAUAGAAACAUACAGUUGAAAACGAAUAAAAAAAGUUCUGUGCUAGAAUUGUGCAGUGCAUCGACCAGAGAAGGAUUUUCGUGAAGAAGUUCCGAGGAAGUGAAUAAAAGUAACCUCAUACUGCAAACAAGGAUAUUAAUCGAGAAAUCAACUACGAUUUGUUGUCAGCGGCUUACGGAAAGACACAGCAUCGAAUAAUCGAAAUUAACAAAUACCUCAGCCAUGGGUACCCUGCCGCAGUUAGCCAUCCUCAAGGGGCAGCAGCGUAGUUUGAUUCCGGUGCUACUUCAUCGAACGAUUGAGGCCAAUGUUGAUCAGUUCUGUGGAACCGACACAGCGCUCAUAUAUAACGACGAUAAGCAUGGCCGGAUCAAAACAAACUAUAACGUGCUCAACUCAACGGCAAAUCGGCUGGCCACCGCAGCCCUCGAGGAGAUCCUACAGCGGCACAAGUCCAAACCGAAUCGUGACGGCGAUUUCAUCGUGGCGGUUUGCAUGCAUCCCACCGAUCGACUGGUGACAACAUUACUAGCGAUAUGGAAGGCCGGAGCCGCUUAUUUGCCGCUUGAUCCGACUUUCCCGGCUAACCGCAUCGAACAUAUCCUAGGGGAGGCUCAACCGGUGCUGGUGAUAUACGAAGACUACAGCAACGUGGCCGUGUUUGGUAAAACUCCGGCAGUAUCGUAUACGGAGUUACGCAAACAUGCUAGCGACCUCAGCAACGCUAACAUUCUGCCGGAUCAGAUGCUCGGAUCGGGAAAGAACGAGCUCGCGUUAGUGUUGUACACCUCCGGAAGCACAGGUGUACCAAAAGGCGUACGAUUGAAUCACGCAACAAUACUGAAUCGGUUGCAAUGGCAGUGGAAUCGAUUCCCAUAUUCGAACACGGAAAAAACUGGUGUCUUCAAAACGGCUCUCACUUUCGUUGAUUCGGUGACAGAAAUUUGGGGUCCCUUGCUCAAAGGAAUGUCAAUUGUGGUUGUGCCCAAGAAAGUCACAAACAACCCGGAACAUUUGGUUGUCCUGUUGGAGGAAUACAAAAUCGAACGCCUUGUUCUAGUUCCCACCUUACUUCGUUCGCUGCUCCUGUACCUCCCGAUGCAAAAGGAAAAACUACUGUACAACCUACGAAUUUGGGUUUGCUCCGGAGAGCCUUUGCAAAUAUCUUUGGCUAAAGAAUUCUUCGACUAUUUCGAGGAAGGAGUCCAUCAACUUUGCAACUUUUAUGGGUCAACCGAGGUCAUGGGAGAUGUAACGUACUUUGUGUGUGAAUCAAAAAAACAACUCAGCAACUUCGAGAAAGUUCCUAUAGGCUACCCACUGGACAACACUGUGAUAUAUAUUCUAGACAAGAACCUUGCUUCGGUCAAACCAGGUGAAGUAGGGGAAUUGUUUGUUUCCGGUUCGAACUUAGCCCAAGGUUACGUAAACGGGCGUGAUCCAGAGCGAUUUAUCGAAAAUCCUUUCGCUGUUGAUCCUACCUACUCGCGUCUCUAUCGGACGGGUGACUAUGCAUCGAUAAGCAAAAGUUGUAUCUUCUACGAGGGCCGUACGGAUUCGCAGAUCAAGAUUCGCGGACACCGGGUUGAUCUAUCGGAAGUGGAGAAAAACCUUCUAGCAGUUCCGGGGAUUGACAAGGGAAUAGUACUGUGCUACCACGCUGGGGAGCUCGAUCAGGCCCUGCUGGCGUUCAUCACCGUUCAGAAGGAUUACGCGUUUCAAACUGGGCUACAGGUUGAAGGUAUCCUCGAGAGUCAGCUAGCGCACUACAUGAUUCCACAGGUCAUUAUUCUGGAUAGUAUUCCACUGCUGGUCAAUGGCAAAAUCGAUAGGCAAAGCUUGCUGAAAAUGUAUGAAACUACCAACAACAAUGAUGAUACAAACAUUGAGAUCGAGUACGACUACACGGGCGUUCCGGUACAUAAGAUGUCCUUGGCGAAGGAUCUGUUCGCCACCGUUGGCGAUGUGAUUGGGCGUGCUAUACGAGCCAAGAUAUCGCUGCAGAGCAAUUUCUACGACCUGGGAGGAAACUCGUUGAACUCCGUCAUCACAGUGACGCAGCUUUGCCAGAAGGGACACGCCAUCAGUAUAACGAACUUCAUUGGGGCAGACAAUCUGGGAGAGAUUCUGGAUAAAAUGUACGACAACCAACAGCAUCUUGUGGAACACGAACGGAAUGGUAACCCGUCGCCGAAUGUCGAACUGGAGUUUGAGUACAAGACGCUCUUCACCGCUCAUCCAUUGGCCGACGAACAUAAAGAAGAUGCAAUUAACAUACUGACGUACAGUUUUUACGAAAAAGCUGAACUAGAGCGAUAUAUCAAACCGCUGAUCAAAGAGCAAGAUUAUCGCGAUAUUCUAGAGGAAAUUUGGGAUGCAUUAAUCGAGAAAGGGCUUAGUUUUGUGAUAAAGGAACCCAACGGCAAAUCAGUGGGAGUUUCACUAAACUUCGACGCGUAUGACGAACCAGAACCGGAAAUAAACAACAACCUGUGUAUCAUAUUCGAAUUCCUGGACUUUGUUGAGCGACCGAUAAAGGAGGAAAAGCUACCGAAGGGAGUAAAAGAGAUUCUGCACUCAUUUAUGAUGGGAACGUGUGCUGAUCUGAGUGCGCAGGAGAACAUUGAGGCUAUGCACUUCAUGGAAAGUGAGGUGCUGAAGAUGGCGAUCGAGCGACGCUUUGGCGGGAUUUUAACCACUAACACAAGUCCGCUAACGCAGCAGCUCGGUUCCAACGUAUACAAAUACGAAAACAUGCUCGACUAUCCGAUCAACAAGUGGGUGUACUCGGAUGGAUCGCGACCUUUCGGAAAGGCCCCUAACGACGAACGGGUGAUUGUGCACUGGAAAGAUGUCCGGAAGAUGCAUAGGAACACCGAUUAGUUGCUCAAAUCGAUACUUUUUAGAUCAAUUUGCAUUAUCAUUUAAAUCUAGGUCACCCCAGUAACGGUUUGUCGAACGACUCGGAAUUUUUUAUACAAGAAUCAUGCCUAAGAAUUAGUUGUAGGAAAAUUCAUCUGACCAAGUGAUAUAUUUAUUGAAAAACUAAAUCGUACAAAGUAUGAACCGCACAUUUCAAGCAACACUAGUAGAGACGGUAUAGUAUGUAUGUUUAACUCCCAAUAUGGACCCUGUAUUUAUGAAAGUGAAUAAAACUGAUUCUUUUCUGCUAA
Messenger RNA from Wyeomyia smithii (pitcher-plant mosquito), 3473 nucleotides. It is a transcript of the gene e, whose product is annotated as beta-alanyl-bioamine nonribosomal peptide synthetase ebony. The transcript has 7 exons. The coding region runs from base 523 to 3183 and encodes 886 amino acids. Lineage: Eukaryota; Metazoa; Arthropoda; Insecta; Diptera; Culicidae. The record is from RefSeq and is a predicted model, not a curated record.